Suncus etruscus (white-toothed pygmy shrew) is the source of this 3808-nucleotide messenger RNA. It is a transcript of the gene USO1, whose product is annotated as USO1 vesicle transport factor. The transcript has 25 exons. Gene Ontology annotation, cellular component: endoplasmic reticulum; Golgi stack; cytoplasm. Bases 6 to 2906 code for a protein of 966 amino acids. Gene Ontology annotation, biological process: intracellular protein transport; vesicle fusion with Golgi apparatus; endoplasmic reticulum to Golgi vesicle-mediated transport. The record is from RefSeq and is a predicted model, not a curated record. NCBI's taxonomy places the organism in Eukaryota, Metazoa, Chordata, Mammalia, Eulipotyphla, Soricidae. Gene Ontology annotation, molecular function: protein binding.
GCAAGAUGAAUUUCCUCCGCGGGGUCAUGGGGGGGCAGAGUGCCGGCCAUCAGCACAGCGAAGCCGAGACGAUUCAAAAACUUUGUGACAGAGUAGCUUCUUCCACUUUACUGGAUGAUCGAAGAGAUGCUGUACGUGCUCUCAAGUCACUAUCUAAGAAAUACCGCUUGGAAGUCGGUAUUCAGGCUAUGGAACAUCUUAUUCAUGUUUUACAAAUGGAUCGCUCGGAUUCUGAAAUAAUAGGUUAUGCUUUGGAUACAUUACAUAAUAUAAUAUCUAAUGAAGAAGAGGAAGAAAUAGAAGAAAAUUCCACAAGACAGAGUGAGGAUUUGGGAAGCCAGUUUACAGAAAUUUUCAUUAAGCAGCCAGAAAAUGUCACUCUCCUGUUAUCUUUAUUGGAGGAAUUUGAUUUCCAUGUCCGAUGGCCUGCUGUGAAGCUUCUUACUUCUCUUUUGAAACAGCUAGGACCUCAAGUGCAGCAGAUUAUUUUGGUCAGUCCUAUGGGUGUUUCAAGACUGAUGGACUUAUUAGCGGAUUCCAGGGAAGUUAUACGUAAUGAUGGUGUCUUGCUACUACAGGCACUAACAAGAAGCAAUGGAGCAAUCCAGAAAAUUGUGGCUUUUGAAAAUGCUUUUGAGAGACUAUUGGACAUUAUUACUGAGGAGGGAAAUAGUGAUGGAGGUAUAGUAGUAGAAGAUUGUCUGAUUUUGCUCCAAAACUUGUUAAAAAACAAUAAUUCCAAUCAAAACUUCUUUAAAGAAGGCUCAUACAUUCAACGCAUGAAGCCUUGGUUUGAAGUUGGAGAUGAAAAUUCUGGCUGGUCUGCUCAGAAAGUGACUAAUCUGCACUUAAUGCUACAGCUUGUUCGAGUACUAGUGUCUCCCACCAACCCUCCGGGUGCUACCAGUACCUGCCAGAAAGCUAUGUUCCAGUGUGGCUUACUGCAACAGCUUUGCACUAUCUUGAUGGCUACUGGAGUUCCAGCUGAUAUUUUGACUGAGACCAUUAAUACUGUAUCAGAAGUUAUUCGAGGCUGCCAAGUUAACCAAGACUAUUUUGCUUCUGUAAAUGCCCCUUCAAGUCCGCCAAGACCGGCAAUUGUAGUGCUUCUCAUGUCCAUGGUUAAUGAAAGGCAGCCAUUUGUAUUGCGCUGUGCUGUUCUCUAUUGCUUCCAGUGCUUCUUAUAUAAAAAUCAGAGAGGACAAGGAGAAAUCGUCUCAACUCUGCUACCCUCCACCAUUGAUGCAACAGGUAAUUCGAUCUCAGCUGGUCAGUUACUAUGCGGAGGUUUGUUUUCUACUGAUUCACUUUCAAACUGGUGUGCUGCUGUUGCCCUUGCUCACGCUUUGCAAGAAAACGCCACUCAGAAAGAACAGCUACUCAGGGUUCAGCUUGCUACAAGUAUCGGCAACCCUCCAGUUUCUUUAUUGCAGCAGUGCACCAACAUCCUUUCACAGGGUGAUAAGAUCGACAGACGGGGAAGCAAAAUACAAACAAGAGUUGGAUUAUUAAUGUUGCUGUGUACCUGGUUGAGUAACUGUCCCAUUGCAGUAACACAUUUUCUUCACAAUUCAGCCAAUGUUCCAUUUCUUACAGGACAGAUUGCAGAAAAUCUUGGAGAAGAAGAGCAGUUGGUUCAAGGCUUAUGUGCCCUUCUAUUGGGCAUUUCAAUUUACUUCAAUGAUAACUCUCUUGAGAGCUACAUGAAAGAGAAGCUAAAACAACUAAUAGAGAAGAGAAUUGGCAAGGAGAAUUUCAUAGAGAAACUAGGAUUUAUUAGCAAACAUGAGUUGUAUUCUAGAGCAUCUCAGAAACCUCAGCCAAACUUUCCCACUCCAGAAUGUAUGAUAUUUGAUCAUGAGUUUACAAAGCUAGUAAAAGAACUUGAAGGUGUGAUAACUAAAGCUAUUUAUAAGUCCAGUGAAGAAGAUCAGAAAGAAGAAGAGGUGAAGAAAACUUUAGAACAGCAUGACAGUAUUGUGUCUCACUAUAAAAAUAUGAUUCGAGAACAGGAUCUGCAACUUGAGGAAUUAAAACAGCAGAUUUCUACAUUAAAAAGUCAAAAUGAGCACCUCGAGACCACGGUCACACAGCAAGUAUCUCAGAUUCAGCAGCACAAGGACCAGUAUAAUCUUCUUAAAGUCCAACUGGGUAAAGACAAUCAACAUCAAGGUUUGCACACUGAUGGAACCCAGAUGAAUGGCAUUCAGCUACAAGAAAUCCCUGGCUUACUAAGAGAGAUAGAAGAAUUAAAAAGAAACCAAGAACUUUUACAAAACCAGCUGACUGAAAAGGACACUUUAAUUGAACAUUUGAAAUCUUUGCAAACAUCAUCGGACAUGAAUGAACGGUCUUCAGUGGCACUUUCAGCCAGAGAUUCUGAAGAAAUUGCAGAAUUAAAACAGGAACUGGCAACAUUAAAGACUCAAUUAAACACACAGUCUGUGGAAAUUACCAAGCUACACACUGAGAAGCAGGAACUGUUACAAAAGACAGAAGCGUUUGAAAAAUCAGUUCCUAUACCUGUAGAGAAUGAAACAGUAGUAACAACAAAAAUGACUGAUGUUGAAGGAAGACUGUCAGCAUUAUUACAGGAAACUAAGGAAUUAAAGAAUGAAAUUCGGAUAUUGUCUGAGGAAAGAGCUGCUAUUAAAAAACAGCUGGAUUCAUCAAACAGCACCAUUGCUGUUUUACAAAAUGAAAAAAACAAGUUAGAGAUGGACAUGAAGGAUUCCAAGAAAGAACAAGAUGACCUCUUGGUGCUGUUGGCUGAUCAAGAUCAGAAAAUAUUUUCAUUAAGAACAAAGCUAAAGGACUGUGGUCACCCAGAUGAAGAUGAAGAUGAGCUUUUGAGUGGAGAACAAGAUGAAGAGAAUGAUGAAUUUGAAGAGGAGGACAAGAACUAGGAUAUCUAACUUUAAGAUCUGUAGGAAUCAUACAGAUCAGAUUGUUUUUUGAAGACCAAGUUUUAAGACCUGCUUUCAUCUGCCUCCACAGAAAAUAAAGAUUUAGAACACCAUUGGAAGACAUUCUCUAAUAAGACUAUUAAUGUAUUUUUAAAAUAAUGCCACCUAUGUACCUUUAUGCAGAAAACAUGUCUUUUCUUUAAAUUAAACAAUUCCAGAACAGAAUUUUUAAAGAGCUUCAAACAGCAAAAGUAUACCAUUUUAAGGCUUGUGGUGGCAGUGCUAUUUGCCUUAUUAGUUCAUUGGUUGUUUACAUAAAAUCUGUAUGUGUCUAUUCUACUUUUCAGAAUUUGUGUCUGAGUACUAACACAUUUGAUUUAUGUGUAUUGGAAUCAUUGUUUCUAAAUUCAGUGUUGGGAUUCUUAGCUGAUGAUUUUCUUUGAAAGAAAAUCAAGGCAAGAAGGCUGAAGAGAUAAUGUCUAUCGCCAGCCCUUCGUUCCAGUGUGACUCCCAAGAUGGUCAGGAUAUGACACUUUGAACAAGUGCCUGACACUUGUUAGUAGCUGCAGUCUGGACCUCAGUGAAGAGACAGAAGGACACACAGUGAUAUGGAGGCUGUUUCUGAGAAAUCUGACAAUGGCAUAUUAGCAUGUGGUUGGUUUGGGUUUUACUUUAAGCUAAACAUCUAAAAUUAAAAGCUCAUACAACUCCAACUUACUGUUAUUUGAUUAUCAUAAAACAUUAUGUUUUUUAGUUUUAAGCAGACCCAUCUAUGAUUUAUAUAAUUUAUUGGCAUUUUUGCUAAAUAAGUUUAAGUAAGAUAAUAGAUUUAUAAAAAAACAAAUGAAACAAUGUGUCAAAAUUUAAUGUUUUCAUAAUAAAUAGAUGUUAUGUUCAUGUAA